AAAGUGAUAAAGAUAGAAGAACUUCAUGAUCACUUAAGAUUACCAAUGAAUUUGAUUCUCAUGAUAUACAUCUGGGACAACGACCCUGACCAGCUAAACUUAACAUCUGUCACUCACAUCGGAGCUAUAUUAUAAUAUUCAUCAACUGUGUAAACACAAGUUAAUACAGAGACUGACCAACCAUCAAGAUGCAAAGUAUAUGGAUGACAGGAAAUUAAAGGGUAACAUUAACAAUGUUUUGAUAACAAUAUACAAGACAGCGCUAGAAAGUCUUUCAGUUGAUCAGUUAAACCUUGAGGAACAAACUGUAGAUAAACUGAUAUCUGCCUGUGAUGAUUUGUGUUUACCUUAUAAAGAAGUGUUGUCAGCGUUCCUUUGUUUAAGACCAACUUGGACGAUGCUGGGGAUCAAGGAGCAGUACUCAGCUCCUCACAAGGGAAUACAAGACUGCUUCGCUGCUCUCUAUAUUGUCAACAAUCUUAAUAACCCACAGUAUUCUACACCUACACCUGCCUCUGCUACACGUGCUUCAGCUACACCUGACGCACGUGUCAGUAUCAGAGGAGUGUUAGAAGAAAGCAUCAGGUCAGGUGUAGUAGACAUGAACAAGUACCUGAAUGUUCUGAUACAUGUGGCUGGGCUGCUGCACCUUGUACUAGAAAAGGUACCUGACACACCAGCACGGGAAGUGGUUCAUCUCCUGCAUGAGUCUGGUAUGAGAGACAAUGACCAGUGGCUCGACCUCCUUGACAAUGCUAAAAUGUCUCCAGCAAUUGUCAAAGAAAUACCUUACUUCUUCAAUACUGAAGAAACAAUUGACGUACGUGAUAGACGUGUGAGAAGCUACGCUGCUUCUUACCACACCUCAGCUCCUGCAAGGUGAAGAUUAUUAUCCAUGGUGACCCAGGAGACCUACCUGACCUACCUUACCUGCUGGCUGCCCUCACCCACCACCACUGUACACGCCUGGUACUGUACCACCACUACCAUCAUGCUGACACAACCACUACUUCUAACAUCCAGCUGCAAUAUUUAUAUUAUGCACUCAGAAACUGCACACAGAGAGAGGCACCAGCAGCAUCAGCUAGAGCAGUAGCUGAACCAACAAUGCCAACAACGAGGCCGCAGAACAGAUUAGUGAAGCCCAC
Molecule: messenger RNA, 1148 nt
Organism: Cherax quadricarinatus
Lineage: Eukaryota; Metazoa; Arthropoda; Malacostraca; Decapoda; Parastacidae
Source: RefSeq, a predicted model, not a curated record